This is a messenger RNA of Lycium ferocissimum, 642 nucleotides long. RefSeq lists its product as uncharacterized. The transcript is spliced from 2 exons. Gene Ontology annotation, cellular component: cytoplasm; ubiquitin ligase complex. The record is from RefSeq and is a predicted model, not a curated record. Lineage: Eukaryota; Viridiplantae; Streptophyta; Magnoliopsida; Solanales; Solanaceae. The coding region runs from base 1 to 642 and encodes 213 amino acids. Gene Ontology annotation, molecular function: ubiquitin conjugating enzyme binding; zinc ion binding; ubiquitin protein ligase activity. Gene Ontology annotation, biological process: protein polyubiquitination; positive regulation of proteasomal ubiquitin-dependent protein catabolic process; ubiquitin-dependent protein catabolic process.
AUGGCCUUAGACACUGUGGACGGAUUCUAUUUCUCAGCAUUGUUUGAUGAUGAACAAUUGUUCCCAAUUUCAGAUGAAAAAUAUGCUGAGGAAUUGCAACUGCAAGAGGCAUUAGUGUCUGCAGUCGCCGUGCACAUUUCAGAAUUUAAUAAGUUUAAAAGGGUCAAGAGGGAAAUCAAGAAGGAAAUUGGAGAAUCUCUUGGAAUGUUCUGCAUGAUUUCCUGCGUCAACAAAUAUGUAACUUGCAAAAUAGUACUACAAGAAAAUGUUAACGUUAUCAAGUGUCCGGAUAUUGCUUGUAAAGCCGUAAUUAAACCUAAGUUAUGGCGAGAAAUUGUUUCUAAGGAAGUGUUUGAUAGAUGGGAAAAUACUUUGCCUGAACCUCUUCUUUUGGGUAAUUCGCUGAAAUUGUACUGUCCUUAUAAGGAUUGUUCAGCUAUGUUGGUUGUUGAUAGGAGUGAAACUGUGAUUUACUCUGAGUGUCCCAAUUGCAGUAGAUUGUUUUGUGCUCAGGGCAAUGUGUCGUGGAAUGAAGGAUUGGGUUGCAAAGAGUUUCAGCGUUUGGGCAGAGCUGUGAUGCUGAUGGGAAUUGCCAAGAACAAGAAAUGGCGGAGAUGUCCUAAGUGCAAGAGCUACGUUUAA